Messenger RNA from Urocitellus parryii (Arctic ground squirrel), 3168 nucleotides. NCBI's taxonomy places the organism in Eukaryota, Metazoa, Chordata, Mammalia, Rodentia, Sciuridae. The record is from RefSeq and is a predicted model, not a curated record.
GCUGGGAACCGGGAGACAGGCGGGCGGCAGGGUCGUCCCCGGCUCAGCAUGGCGGCGGCGCUGCUGGACUCCGCGAAGGUGUCUGUGACCUUCAAGGAUGUGGCUGUGACCUUCACCCAGGAGGAAUGGAGGCAGCUAGAUCUGACCCAGAGGACCUUAUACUGGGAUGUGAUGCUGGAGACCUGUGGGCUUCUGGUUUCUCUGGGUAGCAACACAAAUUCUAAAACCACAGAGCUCACCCCUGCUUGUCUGGCCUGGCCUGAAGGAGCCUCACAUCAGCAACAAUUGACACUGAGGACGUCAGGGGACUCCCAGUUGGGGCAGUAUAGGGGUCUGGAUGGGACAUCUGAAAUGCAGAAAGGACUCUCGAUACCAGGGAUUGAGAAGCUUCCUGAGCACAUGGGCCCUGGACACUGAGGCAUGAGAAUGGCUGAUUCUGUAUAUUCAAGGACUAUGCACAUCUCUCCAGGUGAUGUUCUGUGUAUCUGUGACAGUGGACCAGAUGCAGGUCCCUUGAAGGAUUCAGGGGAAAAUUCCUACAAAUGCAAGGACUGUGGGAAAGUGUUUAAUAAGAAUUGUCUCCUCAUUCGGCACAAGUGGAUCCACUCUGGAGUGAAGCCCUGCACGGAAUGUGGGAAGACCUUCAGCAAGAGCACACAUCUCCAGCACCAGAUGAUCCACACCGGAGAGAGGCCUUACAAGUGCUUGGAGAGUGGGAAGGCCUUCAACCGCAGAUCUCACCUUAUAAGGCACCAGCGAAUCCACAGUGGGGAGAAGCCUUACAAGUGCAGCGAAUGUGGAACCUCGCGCGAUAGGCCGGGUUUCUUUCAACACUACAUCAUCCACACUGGGGAGAAGCCCUAUGAGUGCACGGAGUGUGGGAAGGCCUUCAGCCGACGGUCAUACCUCAAGUGGCACCAGCAGGCCCACACUGGAGUGAGACCCUUUGAGUGUAGUGAGUGUGAAGGCCUCUGUGAGAGCGCUGGCCUCAUUCAGCACCACAUCAUCCACACUGGGGAAAAGCCCUACAUGAGCAUGGAAUGUGGGAAGGCCUUCAGCCACAUGUCUCACCUCAAACAGCACCAGCGCAUCCACACUGGGGAGAAGCCUUACGUUUGCAGUGAGUGUGAGAAGGCCUUCACCCACUGCUCCACUUUCAUCUUACAUAAAAGGACCCACACUGGAGAAAAACCCUUUGAGUGCAAAGAAUGUGGGAAAGCCUUUAGUGACAGAGGAGACCUCAUUCGUCACUUCAGUGUCCACACUGGGGAGAAGCCCUAUGAGUGCAUGGAGUGUGGGAAGGCCUUCAGCCCACAGUCCCACCUCACAAGGCACCAGCAGAUUCACAGUGGGGAGAAGCCCUAUGGGUGUAUGGAAUGUGGGAAAUCUUUUUGCCGGAGUGCAAACCUCAUCCAGCAUGCCAUCAUCCUCAUUGGAGAGAAGCCCUAUAAGUGCAGUGAGUGUGGGAAGGCCUUCAGCCGCACCUCAUCCCUCACCCAGCACCAGAGGAUGCACCGUGGGAGAAACCUGUCAGCACAGCAGAGGAGGGCCCCUUUUUACAAGUUGGAAAGCUUCUGUCAACAUCUCAGGACUCAGGUUAAGGAAAAUUUUUUUUAAUGUGACCACUGAGUAAAACCAGUGAUCAAAGGCAACUUCCACCUCAGCCUCUGGCCAUUCAUGCCAAGAGAAACUCCUUUAGUGACAUCUCUGAAAAAAGAUGUCAUAAAUCACUUGACAUCUGAAGAGUCAGGUCUGAAAUGGACGCAGCCUAGACUUCUACGUCUGAGAGUUCCUCCGUGAGGGAGACCCAGUGAUUACUAUGCUCUUAGAAAAACCUUCAGCCACAUCUUUCUUCUUAGUUUAAAUUAAAAUGUUAUUUCAGGUAUUUUUUUUAAAGGAGGAGGAUAAGGCUUGGUGUGUAGCUUAGGGCUUCAUGUGCAAAGUCCUGGGUUCAGUCCUCAGAGACAGCAGCACCACCAAUGGAGAAAAGAGGAGAAAAUGCAGGCACAUCUUUGUUCUGGCCUCUUUGAUAAGCACUUUGCCAUCUCUUCAUGAUUGUACUUGGGAAAAGGAAAGUGUUGUUUCAGAAAUGAAAGAGCCCUGUUUCCAGUGUGCACACUCAUCGUGUCCAGUGUCAGAACUAGAGGCUUGUGUUGUGAAGUGCUUCUGUUCAUGGAGAUGAGGCUGCACACACAACUGCACAUCUUCACUGCAUUUGUGUGUGUGUGUGUGAGUGUGUAUGUGUGUGUGUGUUGCUAGGGAUUGAACCCAGGGCCUUGUGCAUGCAAGGCAAGCACUGUACCAACUGAGCUAUAUCCCCAGCCCUCUUCAUUGCACAUUUAAAGCUGAGUCUUUUUAAACAACUAUUUCUUAUGCCUUAAUCCACCCACCUCAUACUUUCCUGAUCCCAGUCUGUACAUAGUCUUUAUUUUCCUGUGGGAUGGGGAUGAUAGUGUUCCUGACACAGUUAACUCAGCUGGGGCCCAGUUCUUCCCUCAGAUUCAGCUUUCUCUCCUCUUAUCCUUCCUGAAGCUUCUGUAUGUUCCCCCAAGCAAUUUUCUAGAGGUCAAAUUAAAGCCAAAACAAAAUAAAAUGCAAGGCUAAAUUAGGUUAAAGGAGCAGGAUAAACACUUUAAGAAACAAAACACAAAAGCAAUCUUAUUUUUGAUGUUAUAAAAAUAUAACGGUGAAGAUCCACCGUGGAGUGUCUGUAAUGUCAACAGGUGAGCCUGCAGUUUCAUGAGAGUCACCUUCAUCACCAGGGACUUAGUCCCUGUUGACUACUAGUACUACUAUGGAUCCUCUUUUGGAGCGUAGGUUUUGAGCUACAUGAAGUAGUAUUACUCAGCAUUAAAAAGGAUGUUGUACAGAAGGAUAGAAAUAAUCACAUGUUUACUUUGAACUCUCCACUGAGCUUUUGAGGUGACCAUGGGUAAUUCACACUGGCAUUGUAGGGAGCGUCAUUUUGUGUUGUGUUAAUCUGUGUCGUCAUUGUUUUGGCAGUUCUUUGUUCCUUUCAUGUAGUGUCUUAGAACUCUUCACCAAAUUGUCAGUCCUGUGAAUUUUUCCUUCGUCCUUUCUUUCUUGUAGGUCCUGCAUAUUUAUUCUUCCUUUUCCCUUCCUUUCCCUUCUCACUUCUUUCCUUCCUCUCUCCCCCCCCCCACCCCU